Molecule: messenger RNA, 208 nt
Organism: Durusdinium trenchii
Lineage: Eukaryota; Dinophyceae; Suessiales; Symbiodiniaceae
Source: the annotation of a GenBank genome assembly
GAAAGAUGUGAUGACUGAUAUCAGGAAGGUCCUGGCUGAGAUUUCACACGCAUACCGGUUCAAAGAGCUUGAGAAUGGUCAAGAGCUCACACUCAGCAAGCACAAUGCCCUGAUGGCAGAGUGUGGCAAGAAGGCUGAGAGCCUGGAUGACAUUCUGGCUGGCAUCAAGGGACAGUUGAAUGCUCGAGCCAACCGCGCUAAGAAGUGA